GAGUGCACACACAGCAGUCUAUUCGCAUCAUGUUAACAACUGUGCAAAGAAUUAGUCAUGCAUAAUUAUUUUGUGCAACAUCAGUUAGCGACAUCAGAAACUCAUGGACUAAGGACUGAAGACCGAAAUGAAAUGCUGCGACAGUAACGGAUGUGUAUUCUGAGGCUGGUACAGACGACAUGGUGUGCCCAUCAGGGUCCCGUUGCGGAUGGUGGCGUUGGGUCGUCACAUUCGCGACUUUCGGUCUGUUUGUCUUAACUCGUGGACUCCAGUACAGCUUCAGCAUACUGUUUGUGAGCCUGCAGGAGGAUUUCCAUUCCAGCUCGGCGUUGACAGGUUGGCUAGGGUCUCUGUCAAUUGCACUGACUUGUCUUGCUAGUCCUCUCUGCUCUCUCCUUACAAACAAGCUGAGCAGUCGUACCGUCGCCAUCUUGGGAGUGAUUGCCUUCUGCGCAGGACUGUUGACGACGUCAUUCGUUCCCGUGCCAACGCUGGGAUACAUGUUCUUCACGUUUUCGAUCUUGACAGGCGUGGGCUCCAACCUAGCUACGAAUUCCUCCUUGGCCCUGCUGCUGGACUGGUUUGCCAAGGCGAACUUCUCGCGGGCAAGCGCCCUCGCUCUAAUGGGAUCCACAGCCGGUAUGCUUGCCUUUAGCCCUUUGUUGACAGCCUUAAUAACUCACUACGGAUGGCGUAAUGCGCUGAGAAUUCUCAGCGGUGGAAUACUCGUGAUCGGGAUAGCUGACGGUCUGCUGCUGGCUGACCCACCAUCAACCGACGACUACGCUAGAGCGCCCGAUGAAUCUCCUGGUGUUGAGAAACAUGAAUUGGAGAGCAUGGUCCCGGGGAAGCAGGUUCAUGAUGACGGCUGCAUUGAAGGGACUGACGAUGAAACUACCAACAAUGAGGAAGCACACAUUUCAAAUCAAGGAUCUCUCGAAGUUGGAGCUGAGAGACAUUUUCGUGGAAGGCUGAUUAGUGCUUUAACGAACCCUGAGGCUUGGGCGUGGUACUUGGCUUCGGUUUUCUCAUACUCGGGCUGGACUUUCUUCAAUAUUAAUUACGCUAGUUUGAUGCACGGACUUGCUCUGGAUAGCAACCAAAUUGCCUCCGUCAUCGUGUACUUUGCUUUGGCGGAACUUGGCGGGAAGUUCCUCAUAGCCGUGAUUGGAGAUCGUCUGCCUUUCUUGUAUCUUUAUCUAUUGAUGGCCUCAUGUCUCCUGGGAACCGUCGUUCUGGGGUUGAUGACAAUUGCCAAGACGUUUGGUGUGAUGGUGCUUCUUGCAGUGGUUUCUGGGGUUCUACGGUCAGGCGUCUUUGCGACACAAUUUACAGCCCCAGCUGAACUUUUCCACGAGCAGUAUGGCACUAAUGGUGUCAUGGUUAUGACGUUAGUUCCCUCUGGAAUCGGAGUUCUGAUCAGUGCACCGUUAGCGGGUGCAAUCUAUGACGUCACAGGUGACUACGUUCUUAGUCUUCUUGUCAUUGCCGCCCUCUUCGUUUGCGCUUUAGCGGCCUUGAUUUUUAUUCCAGUAAGGAGGAGAAUUAAUCAGGCCGUGCAUGUUGUGUAAACUCGCCCACCCUCUAUACGAAUAUGGAGAUUGUGUCCCGAAUUUCAUUUCAAAAAUAAUGACGAAUCCUGGCACGUGAUCACUGUACACUCCCGAGGCCCCCUUCAAUGGAGAAACCAUUGUACACCCUAAUGUACAAAGCAACUUCCCCGUGACGGAUUAUCAGAACGAUAGCUACAAUCCCGGCCAAAAUGGUUGGGACACUUCCUGAACCUGCCACGGUUACUCACUCCCCCGGUCUCCCGGUCAAUGUUGUUCUCUCCAGCUGAUGGAGCACACACCGCGCAAUGAGAGACAACAUUGAAUGGGGGUUGUGGGCCCAGUGAGAUUUGGCCAGGAUUGUAGCUCAGUACUUUUGCCAUAGCUGGGGUUCCAGCUGAUGGAGCACACACCGUACAAUGAGAGACAACAUUGAACGGGGGGGGUCCAGCGAGAUUUGGCCAGGAUUGUAGCUCAGUGCUUUUUGCCAUAGCUGGGGUUCCCACGGUGAAAAAGGGAUAGCAUAAUAAUGGUUUACGAUAAUAUGAAUAGAACAGAAUCCGUAAUUUUUAAAGAGGUUGUGGAAUGCUCGAAAACAUUUCCGUCAUUUUUUGGGUAUAUGUAGCCUAAGGUGUGAUGAAAUAAAAACGACUAUUGUG
Messenger RNA from Patiria miniata (bat star), 2209 nucleotides. Its product is annotated as monocarboxylate transporter 14-like. Gene Ontology annotation, molecular function: transmembrane transporter activity. Gene Ontology annotation, biological process: transmembrane transport. Lineage: Eukaryota; Metazoa; Echinodermata; Asteroidea; Valvatida; Asterinidae. The coding region runs from base 180 to 1571 and encodes 463 amino acids. The transcript is spliced from 7 exons. The record is from RefSeq and is a predicted model, not a curated record.